Messenger RNA from Pediculus humanus corporis (human body louse), 2520 nucleotides. Its product is annotated as HIRA protein, putative. Gene Ontology annotation, molecular function: nucleosome binding; protein binding. The transcript is spliced from 15 exons. Gene Ontology annotation, biological process: DNA-templated transcription; chromatin remodeling; regulation of DNA-templated transcription. The coding region runs from base 1 to 2520 and encodes 839 amino acids. NCBI's taxonomy places the organism in Eukaryota, Metazoa, Arthropoda, Insecta, Psocodea, Pediculidae. The record is from RefSeq and is a predicted model, not a curated record. Gene Ontology annotation, cellular component: HIR complex; nucleus.
AUGAGGCUGACAAAGCCGGGUUGGGUAAAUCAUGAUGGAAAACCGAUUUUUUCGUUAGAUAUUCAUCCUGAUGGUAGUAGAUUUGCAACCGGAGGGCAAGGAAAAGAUUCCGGUAGAGUAACAAUAUGGAAUUUAGGUCCUGUCAUUUAUCAAGAGUAUGAAAAAAAUGAAAAUGUUCCCAAACUUCUUUGCCAAUUGGAUAAUCAUCUAAGUUGUGUGAAUUGUGUCAGAUGGAAUCAUUCUGGAAAAUUUUUAGCUUCUGGUGGUGACGAUAAGUUAAUUAUGAUUUGGAAAAAAACUGGACAAACCAAACUUGAUGAAAAUAAAGUUAUAGUAGGUGUUGAAAUAUGGAGAUGUGUUGGUACUCUGACUGGACAUAGUAAUGAUGUUUUAGAUUUAGCAUGGGCUCCCCAUGACAGUUGCUUGGCUUCUUGCAGUGUUGAUAAUACCAUUAUUGUAUGGAAUAUGGAAAAAAUUCCAGAUAUUGUAGCAAAACUUACUGGACACACAGGUUUGGUAAAAGGUGUCACUUGGGACCCAGUUGGGCAAUAUUUGGCAUCACAAUCAGAUGACAAGUCUUUAAGAAUUUGGAGAACAAAAGAUUGGAAGCAACAAGCUUGCAUAACAGAACCAUUUAAAGAGUGUGGAGACAUGACUCAUGUUUUAAGACUUAAUUGGUCUCCAGAUGGGCAAUAUUUAGUCUCGGCUCAUGCAUCCAAUAGUGGAGGGCCCACAGCACAAAUAAUAGAAAUAAUUGAAAGACCUAUAGAUGUUAAAAAAAAAUCAUGGUCUUGUGAAAUGGAUUUUGUUGGUCAUAGAAAAGCUGUCACUUGUAUUAGGUUUAAUUCAAAUUUGUUACAAAAAAAACCUGCUGGAGAAGGAUCGAAACAAACAAAAUACUGUGCCUUAGCAACUGGCAGUAGGGAUUGUGCAUUAGCUGUGUGGUGUACUGCUAAAAAAAGACCAAUAGUUGUCAUCAACAAUAUAUUUUUAAAAUCUGUUUUAGAUUUAUCAUGGAGUAAAGAUGGAAUGCAACUAGUCGCUUGUUCAUGGGAUGGUUCUAUUGCUCAUUUAAUGUUCAAACAAGAGGAAUUGGGUAUUAUAGUUAGCGAGCAAGAAAAACUAACCACCUUAGAAUCUAUGUACGGUAAAUCAUUUGCAACUAAACAUCUAAAUCAGACUAAAAUUACUCCGAUUAUUGAAACUCCAGAACUUUUGGAAUUCGUGCCUCCGUCUUUAUCUUUACCCAACACUGCCAAAACGAAUCAGCCUCCUAGUGGGAAAAAACAAGAUCCGGUUGAAAUAGAAAAUAGCAAACAGUCUUCCAUAAGCGACGUUCUUUUAAGAAGUAAACAAAUUGAAACAAGGACGGCGGACGGAAAGAGAAGGGUUACACCAAUAACUGUUCCUAGAGAUCUCGCCGAAUUCAAAACUAAAAUUAUAAUUGAGCAAAGGCCGGAAGUAGUCACGCCUAAUGUUUCACCUGAAAAACAAAAGCAACAGUCAACUGGGAUUGUUUCCGUACCGAAUCCCUCCAUAGCACACUCAACACCUUUUGAAAAUCAUGAUGUCCCUUCCAAAAAUAGUGGCAUAUCGGCCAAAGUGUUAAAAAGACCAACUUUACUACCAGCAGAUGUUUCUUCAAAAAAAAUUGGAUCUUCAGAGCAAUUGACUCAACAAAGUUUUACUAAAUGUACCAAUUGCGAAAUUUAUUGGAACCAUGGUUGCGAUAGUAUUAUCGAAGUUGAAAAUUCAAAAUCUUUGGAGAGGCCUUGUCGAAUGCGACGACUGAAGAAAGUGGGACCCGACAAAGAAAUUGAAUGGGAAUUUGUUUACGGACAACCGAUCUCUUGUGUAAAAAGCAAUAAUUCUAUCACAGUAUUAGCUUGUAUGGAUUGUACUCUUCACGUGAUUUCAACAGACACGGGAAAAUCAAAAGCUUUACCAAUAAAAUUACCAGGAUUGUUAUCAUGUAUAGCACUGACAAAAAAUAAUUUAGUAUGCGCUGUAACUUCUCGGGGAUAUUUAUUCGUUUGGGAUUUUAAUGUUCAUAAACUAUUACUUCAAAAUUUUACUCUCAGACAUACUCUUUUAUGCGAAUCAGAUGAAUUAUCGUCCAUAUCAAGUUGCGAAGUAACUGAAGAUGGUAUUCCACUGAUUACUCUCUCCUGUGGUAAGUGUUACUGUUACAAUAACGAUUUAGGUUGGCUUUUAUUGAGCGACACAACAUCGGUGUUGUGGAAAGUUAGUCAUCAAGAUGUUCUCGUUCGAAACGCGACGACAUUAGCCGAUACAAAACUUCCACUAAAAUCCAUACAAUCACAAAUCAAAGGGUCUACUUCGUUGGUUAACAGCAGAGUUCCCCUUGUCAAAAAUUUACCGGUUCAACUUUGCACGGCAGCAUUUUUACAGCAGCAAAUGAAUGCGGCAAUAUCAAUUGUACAAAAUGUCGUUUGUCAAAGGCUUUACGUGGAAUUUAACGAACAAUUAAACAGUAUUUCUAAUUCAAUGGAAACAUAG